AUUGUAUGUUUAGUUUUGUAGAGAAACAAUUUAUUCGUAUCCCCAAAAUACCCACAACAUACUGUAUCAUUGCAGUGUAUAAUAAUGUACUAUUAAGUCAUUUAUACUGAAUUAAGAAAAUUGCAUUCCCUUCGCUUGAUAGUUUACUUAUGAUUACCUCUGCAGUAGUAAUAAUUAUGAACACAACAAGAUAAUUUUAAUUAUUUUCACAGCAUUCACAGUAACCGAUGAUCACUAUCCCCCUAUUACGAGCCCCUCCUUCAGUUGUCUUGGUAGAAAGCUUCACUAAUGUCCAAUAUUUAUGCAUAUUUUUUCUACAACUAUUCUGUACCUUUAUAACUACAAUUUUCAUUAUUUUUACAGAUUUCACAGUCACCUAUCAUCGCCGCUCCCCUACGACCCUCUCUUUUAGUUGUCUUGCCACAAUUUCGGAUUUAACCGUCACCGAUAAUUUUCGCCACUCUACGAGCAUCCCUUUAACUUGUCCUGUCACAGUUUUUGAUUUCACAGUCAGAGAUAAUUUUCGCCACUCUACUAGCAUCCCUUUAAUUUGUCCUAACACAGUUUUUGUCACCAACGAUGACGUUCCUUCUUCAGUUUUGACUUCGAUCCAUCCUUCUGCAUGACGCUUCUGCAAAAAUUACUUACCACAGCAUUUCGUAUGUACCAUGUAAAGAUUUUUAUUAUUAAUUCUUUAUUUUUAGGUGUACCAUUCCUAGCAAAACCUAUUAUACGGGAGAGGGAUUUUAGUUGGUAGGUCCUCCUGUGAGGGAAUCCAACACUACCCAGUCGUACGGACGGCUGGGU
This is a messenger RNA of Agrilus planipennis (emerald ash borer), 807 nucleotides long. RefSeq lists its product as uncharacterized. NCBI's taxonomy places the organism in Eukaryota, Metazoa, Arthropoda, Insecta, Coleoptera, Buprestidae. The record is from RefSeq and is a predicted model, not a curated record. The transcript has 4 exons. The coding region runs from base 228 to 626 and encodes 132 amino acids.